AUUCAUUCAUUAUACUUGGCUUUUUGGCCAGAAAAUUCUCUUUUUUGCAAUUGCAAGAACAAGAUCUCUCUAUUCCAGUAUUCCUUGAUACACUUAUAUUCAUACCAGUCAGCCAGGCAACCAUAGAAGCUUCUAGGGAGAAGAGAGAGGAAGAUAUGGGUUGCAGGAACAGGGCGGAGUCGUUCGAAGAGGAUCAUAGCGGAGCAUCGUCACUAAGCGAGGCGUUACUGUUAACGACGAUGUGCAUCAUAGGCCUCCCCGUCGAUGUCCACGUUAAGGAUGGCUCCGUCUAUUCUGGAAUCUUCCACACUGCCUCUGUCGAUUCCGAUUACGGUAUCGUUUUGAAGAAGGCAAGGAUGACCAAGAAGGGAAAGGGAAAGACCAAUGUGGGAAAGGAGGAUUUGGUAGAUACACUGGUAGUUCUAUCUCGUGAUUUGGUGCAAGUUGUUGCUAAGGAAGUAAUGCUUCCUACCAAGAGUUUUGGUGGAAAUAUAACUAGUGAUGAUGGCGAAACAGUUAUGCACGAUAUGUGUUCUCGUGAGAGUCCAACAUGUGAGGUAGAGAAUCAUAUGAAGUCUUUGACGGAUGUAAAGCAUGUUAAUCAAUCAAGGACUCCAGUCCAAAAUGAGAAUGGAUUUACCCAUUGUCUUCCACCUUCAACUGCUGCCAUUGAUUUUGAAAGAAAUAAGUUGCCUGUUAAUCAGAUGAGAACUUCCACAGAAGUUGAUUGCGGGAAAACUGAUAAAACAAAUAUUGGAGAGAUUGAAGCAUAUUCUGGUUCCUCAAUCAACUGUAGACAGGCUGGAGAUGACAAUUCAAAAAGGAAUGCUGAUGACUUCAGAGAGAAGCCUGAGUUUGUUCAAGGAAAACUUGAUGAGAAGAAUCAAGUCAUCAAAUCAACUCAUGAAACUAAUACUCAUCUUGUCCAAGUAGAAGCUGUUGAGAAUAGAAGCUAUAUGGCAUCAAAUGCUUCUGAUAAUGGGUUUUAUAGAACUAACGGUAAUGCAUCUGUUAAAGCUGAUGAUCGGUGUAGUGAAAGGUCUACUACAGCAAAUUCUGCUCCUAUGAGUUCUGCCCAAGGCAUAGAUCUCAUUUUAGAGUCACACAAUAUGCCAGAAAAAUCUGUUGAGAUGUCUGCUCCAAAGGGUACAGAUUCUACCAGAAAUACUAAGGAAUUUAAGCUCAACCCAGCGGCCAAAAUUUUCUCUCCAUCUUUUGUAAAUCCUAUUUCAACAACUGCUUCCAUGCCUAUUUCUGCAAACAUGGUUUAUGUACCAAAUAGUUCUCCUGUGGUACAUACUGCUGCUGUUCAACCUGAAACCGGUCUCAGUACUUUUGCUUCACUGCCUUCCAUGCCUGUUAAGGUUGCACAGUAUAGUAACUUGACAAUAGGAAAUGGUGGAAGUGGUUCUCAAUUUUCACCUCCUAUUGUUGGACAACUUGCUCAUAACAGAGCACAACCUCUACGCUAUGGUGCACAUUACCCUCCCGUUUUGUCUGAACAUGCUUAUUUGCAACCCAGCUCCCCUGCUGUUAUGGUUGGACGUUCCGGGCAGUUAGUCUAUGUUCAUUCAGUUUCCCAUGAUUUGGUUCAUGGUGGAACUGCUAUCUCCUCAAUCUCAGCUCGUCCUAUGUUGAAUCAUGUACAAUAUCCAAAGCAGCAAGGAGCCUCAGUUGGUCAGCCAAUACCAAUUUGUGUACCCCCGCCAAUCCUAACGAAUGCGCCGCAACCCUUUGCUCUUCAAAGCCACAUUCCGCUUCUGCAACCUGGGUUUCCUGUAACUCGACCUGUUUCAGUACCCGGGCCAAAUGGUUACUAUGGAGCUAAAUUUUCAUGAGAGCAUGCUCUUUCAUCCAGGUUUAUCUACUCGUGAGCAUGUCAAUUUCUGAGUUGAAUCUAAUUCUCAAUUUUUUUUUUAUUGAUAGAAAUUACAAAGUUUUGUCUCUUCUCUCAGUAUGAGAACUGUACAGUUGUUUUUGUUAUGAAAACAUUAUUAGAUCCUUUUAAGGGGGAUAUUAAUAUACAAUGCUUGUGGAUGAAGUUCAAUUCAAGUAUUAUUAUUGGACGUGAGGAAAUUUUAUUACUUUCGGGGUUU
Molecule: messenger RNA, 2096 nt
Organism: Arachis ipaensis
Lineage: Eukaryota; Viridiplantae; Streptophyta; Magnoliopsida; Fabales; Fabaceae
Biological process (GO): cytoplasmic stress granule assembly
Cellular component (GO): cytoplasmic stress granule
Molecular function (GO): mRNA binding
Source: RefSeq, a predicted model, not a curated record